Scutellospora calospora is the source of this 1552-nucleotide messenger RNA. The record is from the annotation of a GenBank genome assembly. NCBI's taxonomy places the organism in Eukaryota, Fungi, Glomeromycota, Glomeromycetes, Diversisporales, Gigasporaceae.
GAUUUGCUUUAUCUAAUAAGGAAAAUAUGCAUACAAUAAGACUUGCUGUUGAGGCAAUAAAGGCAAAUAUACCUUGUCGAAAUGUAGAUUUAAUGGACAAACAUCGACCAACAAAGGCUGCAUUGAAACCUAUUAUUCGUGAUACAAUCCUUUGUUGGUUCCAUAUAAUGCAGACUUUUAGGAAUCAUUUUCGAACACAAAAAAUUGAUUGGAGUCUACAUUAUCCAAUAGCAUUGGCAUUUAAGAUUGUAGGCCGAUGUAGAAGUGUAUUCGAAGCAAAAGAAAUGGCUAUUGAAUAUAAGAAUGGUGGGCGUUUACCAAAUUAUGAAGAUAGAACUAAUGUAAGGCCAUGGACCACUAAUAAUUUUACUGAACGAAUGAACAGAACUAUUGAGGAGCGAUAUUCGGGUACUCAAACAGUGUUAAGUUUUAUUGAACGACUUUAUGGUAUUAAAGUUGUUCGUUCAAACCUUACAAAUAAUUGUGAUCAACCACAACCAGAUAUAGUGCGUCGUAUUAACCAAGGAAGAUUGAAAGUGCUACAAAACUAUGUUAUUGAAGUUCCAGACAAGCAAAAUUUAUUUUAUGUACGUAUGAGCAAUUCACAGCAAAAUACUUUUCGAUCUCCAUAUAUAGCAGAUAAAAUUAAGUUUGAAGAUAAUGAAGCUCAAGGGAUAUCAAAGAUGAUUAAAAAGCUUGCGGCAAAGCAUAUAGCUCCAGUAUAUGCUGAUUACUACUUAGUUAAUUAUAUUACAGGUGAAUGCACUUGCCUUAAUUUUAUCUGGCAUGGAUCAUUUCAUAAUUUCUGUAAGCAUGGUUAUGCGGCACGUGAAUAUGUAUUUAUAAAAUCGAAUGAAAAAUCAGUUGAUCAAAUAAAAAAUGAGCUAGUUCAAUAUUUUCGAAAUAAAGAACGAACAAUAUCACCUAAUAUGAAAAAUAGAGUAAUCUAUAAUGGAACUAAUGAAGAAGCUUUUGCGGAAAUUUUGCGUGAGCAUCAAAAAAAUGGAGAUAAUAUUUUUUUUCUAACUGUGAAGCAAAUUAAUGAAAAUGAUCCUUAUAGACCUAGUGAACUUCCAAAACGAAAACAUACUACUGUUGGCUUGUCAAAAGUUAAUAUCGAAACAAAGAAUCAAAUAGCUAUUGAAAAUAAAGCUUUAAAUAAUCAUCACGAUACUUAUACAUUUAAUGAAGAUAUUAGCACAAUUACUUUAAAUAAUAGUGAAACCAAUCUUGAUAAUUCGAAUAAGUUAUCCAUUAUAAUGGAAGAUUGUAAUGAUCAAGAUUCAAUGCUAACGCCAAGCUCUAGUAAUAAUAUUUCAGAAUCAGCGUUCACUUCCUCUAUUCAACCCAAAUCAAGGAAUUCGAAUUUACAGAAUAAAAAUACUGAAAUUGUUUUGUCGCUGCCACCACUAAGAAGAAGAAAAAUUGAUAAUCCUGCUUUGGAAGAGCUUUUUGAUAAGCAAGGUAUAGGUUGGAAUCGAAAGGAAUUUGCCAAGGAAUGUCAAGUUCAAAAUAUCCGUCUAGAUUAUGAUGAUAUUAUUAAUACAACCAA